AUGCCGCCUUCAUAUGCUGGCCUGUCUGGCCGGCCACUAUCGUUGGCAGUGUCAACUGUGGCCACAAUGGGUUUCUUGCUGUUCGGAUAUGACCAGGGUGUCAUGUCGGGUAUCAUCAGUGACGAUGCCUUCGCCAAGGUGUUCACUGCUACCAAGGACGAUUCGACAAUGCAGGCCCUGGUGACCGCUGUCUACGAACUUGGCUGUUUGGCGGGUGCCUUAUUCGCUCUGAUCUUUGGUGAUCGCACGGGUCGUCGCUGGAUGAUCUUCUCCGGUGCGAUUGUCAUGAUCAUUGGUGUCAUUAUCCAGGUUACCUCGUUUGUCGGACACAUCCCGCUCCUCCAAUUCUUCAUCGGUCGUGUUAUCACCGGUAUCGGAAACGGCAUGAACACAUCGACCAUCCCCACCUACCAGGCCGAGUGCUCCAAGACCAGCAACCGUGGUCUGUUGAUCUGUAUUGAGGGUGGUGUGAUUGCCAUCGGUACCGCCAUCGCAUACUGGAUCGAUUUCGGCGCCCACUACGGUCCGGAUGAUCUGGUUUGGCGUUUCCCCAUCGCUUUCCAGAUUUUCUUCGGUAUUAUCAUCAUUGUUGGCAUGUUCUUCUUGCCUGAUUCCCCUCGCUAUCUGAUCUCCAAGGAUCGCAUCCAGGAGGGCGAGCGUGUGCUCGCUGCCUUGGCUGGCCGCGAGAUUGAUGAUCCCGAAACCCAGGUUCAGAAGCAGCUCGUCAUCGAGUCCAUCAGGGCUUCUGGUGCUGGUCAGAAGACCCGAUUCAAGGAUCUGCUCACUGGUGGCCGUACCCAGCAUUUCCGUCGUAUGCUUGUUGGCUCCUCUUCUCAGAUCUUCCAGCAGCUUGGCGGUUGCAACGCGGUCAUCUACUAUCUCCCCGUGUUGCUGAAGGAAUCCCUCAACCAGACUAACGAUAUGGCCUUGCUGAUUGGUGGUAUCAACAUGAUCGUCUAUUCCAUCUUCGCCACAUUCUCCUGGUUCUUCAUUGAGAAGAUCGGCCGUCGCAAGCUCUUCCUGGGAGGUUCUUUCCUCCAGGCCAUCUCCAUGGUCAUCACGUUCGCUUGCUUGAUUCCCGGUGACGAGGAGACCUCCAAGGGCGCUGUAUUUGGUCUCUUCCUGUACAUGGCCGCCUUUGGUGCUGCUUGGCUGCCUCUGCCCUGGCUGUACCCCGCUGAGCUGUCUCCUAUCAAGACCAGAGCCAAGGCCAACGCUGUCUCUACCUGCAGCAACUGGCUUUUCAACUUCACGGUCGUCAUGAUCACACCGGUCAUGAUCGCCAACAUCGGCUGGGGUACCUAUCUCUUCUUUGCGGCUAUGAAUGCCCUGUUCAUUCCCGUGAUCUGGUUCUUCUACCCGGAAACCGCCAACCGAAGUCUGGAAGAAAUCGAUCUUAUCUUCGCCAAGGGUUAUGCUGAGAACAUCAGCUAUGUCAAGGCUUCCAAGGAACUGCCCAAGCUGGAAGACCACGAGAUCGAAGUCGAGGCUGCCAAGUAUGGUUCUAGCGACUCCAUCGAUGACAUGGAGAAGGCUCAUGCCGAGCAUAACCUUGCCGAGCGCUUGGAGAGUACUCAGUAA
Molecule: messenger RNA, 1581 nt
Organism: Aspergillus clavatus NRRL 1
Lineage: Eukaryota; Fungi; Ascomycota; Eurotiomycetes; Eurotiales; Aspergillaceae
Product: putative MFS monosaccharide transporter
Exons: 4
Coding region: 1-1581 (526 amino acids)
Biological process (GO): transmembrane transport; carbohydrate transport
Cellular component (GO): membrane
Molecular function (GO): carbohydrate:proton symporter activity
Source: RefSeq, a predicted model, not a curated record